AUGAAUUUAAGUCAGAAUGAAAUAACUCUUGAACCACAUCCUUGCAAUUGUAAGUCUCCAAUAGAUCGACUAGCGCAAGAAAAUCACACCCUUAAACUAAAAAUUAUUGGUUUAGAAUCUCAAAUCAAUACAUUACAAACAAAAAUUUCUUCAGAACAACAAAUUGCCGAAACAUCUUACAAACAACAAAUUUCUGAUUUAGAACAUCGUCUUCAAAUUGCAAAUACUCAAAUUUCUUUGUUAAAUGAUCAAAUCAAAAAUAAUCAAUCAACUAUUUCUCAAUCUCAAACAACGAAUAAGUUAGAACUUCAAGAUCAAUUAGAUUCUAUUAUUACCGAGAAUAAAAAUCUCGUAAAUAAAUUACAAAACUCUCAAAAGCAAAUAGACAAAGAUAAAAGCUACUAUAGCAACAAGUUAUCUUCAUUGAAUGCAGAGAUAUCUCAGAUUUACUCAUUGUUAUCCACUUAUUUUGGAUCUCAAGUUGAUUCAUUAUCAAAAUUGAACGAUUGUGUAACAGUUUCUAAAAAUCAAGCUCCAAAAGUUGAUAAUCAAAAUGAUUAUAUUGCAAAAAUCAAAGUUCUCCAAAGCAAAAACAAAAAUCUUAAGUCCGUAUUAAAAGAGCAAUUGAAAAACUAUGAAACACUACAAAAUACGUUUCAAUCCUAUCAUAAUGAAAUGGAGAAUUUCAAAAGUGCGGCGUUAAACAGGGAUUCUGAGUAUAAAUCUGAAAUUGACGACUUAAAUUCUCGAAUUGAUGUUCUUACAUCGAAAAUUACGGAAAACAAAGAAGCAGAGAUUGAAUCUCCAAAGGAAGUCCCCCAAACAAUCAUCGUUGAGCCACAACAGCCUACUUCUCCAACAAAUUCAAAUGAUAACGAACUUGAAGAGCAGCUUGUUCUAAAAAUCAAAAAAUUGAACUGUAAGAUUAUAAAGAAGAAUAAAGAAUUACAGAUUUUAUCACAAGCUCUGCGAGAAAAAGAAAUUAAACUUCAAGAUUUUGAUGUCAAAUCUGAAACAGACAGAUUAGAAAAAGAACACAUGGAAUCCAUGCUAAAUGAUACACAAAAGAAGCUCGAUGAAGCAAACACUACAAUUGAAAAUCUAAAGUCACUUAAAGAAAAUUGCGAAAUUUCUGAUAUAACAGCAAGGAAAUUGCACAGACAGAAAGUCGUUAUUGCCGAUCAGAAUGAAGAAAUUAACAGAUUAUCAAACCAAAAUACAAAACUUUUAGAUAACAUCAAAUCUUUGAACGUAACUGUACAAAGAUUAGAAACCGAACUAUCAAUUGCUAAAAACGCAAUUGAAACAGCAAAGAUCGUUCAGCUUCCACCUCCAAACGUUGAAAAAUCAAAUAAUUCUGAUACAUCUGGAAUUCAAAUUGAAUGGGAGCUUUAUGAUGGAAUACCAUUCGAACUACAGUCCAGAAUAAGAGAGAUUUCAUGCCAAGAUAGCCUUAGUUUGUCAUCAAAAAUCAAAAUGAUCAUAGAAACUCUUACAAAAUACUAUAAUUCCAAGAUUGAUACGAUGGCAACUGCCAAGCAAGAGCUUAUUCGUGCAUUAAAGCGUAUUGAAUUCGGCUUGCAGCCAUUUGUUGAAGAAAUUAUUUAUACAUUAACAGGAAGGAAGCUCAAUUUCGAUUCAAUUGUUGAAAGCCCCGAAAUUCAGAGUUCUGCAAUUAAAGUGGCAGCAUCCAAGAUGAGAUCUCCUGUUGAAAUUGAAAGUUUAAGGAAUCAAUUAAAUUCAGCUCGAACAGAAAUACAAGAGUUGAAGAAGAAAGUUGAAAAGAAGUCUAAAAGUGUGGUUUAUGACAGUGAAUCUAGUAUAGAAUCCCUAAGACUAAUGAAAGAAAACUCAGAAUUGAAGAAAUUAAUUGAAGAGCAGAGGGAAUCAGCAAAUUCUAAAAUAAGAGAUGCUAAAUUUACUAUUAUAAAUGAGUAUGAAGCAGUUAUUUCAAAGCUCAAAGAAAGAUGCGCAAAACAAAAGAAGACAAUAGAAGAUUUGAUGGAGCAGCUAUCAAAUGUUGCAAAUUAA
Trichomonas vaginalis G3 is the source of this 2031-nucleotide messenger RNA. RefSeq lists its product as uncharacterized. The transcript has a single exon. NCBI's taxonomy places the organism in Eukaryota, Parabasalia, Trichomonadida, Trichomonadidae. The record is from RefSeq and is a predicted model, not a curated record. Bases 1 to 2031 code for a protein of 676 amino acids.